AUGUCCAAACUCCACAAAAUUGGCCUUUACGCUCUUGUAGGCGGUUUGAUUUUUGCUGACAUCUUCUUGCGGGUAUCCAAAAUGGGAAUCUUUGCCUGUUGUCUCAUCCUCUUGCAGUUGAAGAGGUCGAUCGCUAUAGUGGGUGGUUUCAUGGAGACCAUCGCUGAGAGCUUCAUUGAUUUGUUACUUACCUUGGCAGCAUUCAUGCUUCUGGUUAUCGAAGAGCUCCAAGGGCCUGAAAUACACCAAAAGUCUGAACUCCACAAGAAAUACAGUUCUUUAGUUGCCGGGGUCCUGGAAGAUAUCUUCAAGAACUUGGAGGAACAGAACUUGGGCCGUCCAGAGAACGAAGGCGACAGCAUCAAUGCCACGUCUAAGCACCGGUUCCUGAGCGCCCUCCAGCACUACUUCCAAAGAAGGGAUCGUGAUGCCUUUGCUACAGUUGUAUAG
Candidozyma haemuli is the source of this 450-nucleotide messenger RNA. RefSeq lists its product as uncharacterized. The transcript has a single exon. The record is from RefSeq and is a predicted model, not a curated record. NCBI's taxonomy places the organism in Eukaryota, Fungi, Ascomycota, Pichiomycetes, Serinales, Metschnikowiaceae. Bases 1 to 450 code for a protein of 149 amino acids.